Messenger RNA from Camelina sativa (false flax), 477 nucleotides. The record is from RefSeq and is a predicted model, not a curated record. Lineage: Eukaryota; Viridiplantae; Streptophyta; Magnoliopsida; Brassicales; Brassicaceae.
AUGGAACGAGAAGACAACUCAGAUGUCAUCCCGAUUGAUAUCAUUCACGAGAUACUCUCGAGAUCGUGUAAUAAAUCAAUCGCUAGGUUUGGUCUCGUAUCCAAAUUCUGUGCGUUCAUACUUGGACGUCCAGAGUUCACCGAGUUGUCCCUGACUAGGUCCUCCUCCAAUCAGCCGCCGCGUCUCUUAUUCGCCACCAAUUAUUACUCUAAAUGGCGUUUAUACUCGUGUCUUCAGCCUCAGAGUCCAGAUGAGAAUCAUUCUCUUAUAGUAUCCGCCGAUUUUCAUAUGGAGUUGCUUGGAGACGUCGGACCAGGAAAUAUAUGUGGCCCUGUCUCCGGCCUACUAUACUUCUCGAAUAUGCGGAUCUCAAAGGACGGUAUAGAUAAAGUGCCGGUGAUAUGUAACCCUAGCACGGGACAGUACACAGGGUUACCUCAGCUGAGAACUAAGAUCGGUGAGCCAAGGAGCUUAUAA